AUGCCGGUUUCUUCAGCACCAAACUCGUCUCUGGACACCGUCAGUCCCACCUCCUCGUCCUCGCCGAGGUCUCCUCCUCUACCUCCUCACUCGCAGCUGGUGUCGGUCUUCAUCGUGCUGGUGGUCACAGUCAUCAUCCUGGGCACGGUGGUGGGUAACGUGCUGGUCGUGAUGGCCGUGUUCACCAGUCGAGCCCUGAGGGCGCCUCAGCAUCUCUUCCUGGUGUCUCUGGCGACGGCGGACAUUCUGGUGGCGACGCUGGUGAUUCCCUUCUCUCUGGCCAAUGAGGUCAUGGGUUACUGGUACUUUGGUUCCACCUGGUGCUCCUUCUACUUGGCUCUGGACGUCCUCUUCUGCACCUCCUCCAUCGUCCACCUCUGUGCCAUCAGCCUGGACCGCUACUGGUCCGUCACUCAAGCCGUCAGCUACACGCGAGGACGGACGCCGAGACGCAUCAAAGCCAUGAUCAGCGCGGUGUGGUUCAUAUCCGUCCUCAUCUCGUCCCCCCCGCUCCUCAUGACCCAGAGAGAGGAGGACGGGGAGACGGAGGACGAGAGGGACGCACAGGAGUGUCUUCUCAACAACCAGACGUGGUACAUCCUGUCCUCCUGCCUGCUGUCCUUCUUCGUCCCGGGGGUCAUCAUGAUACUGGUGUAUUGUAAGAUCUACCACGUGGCCAAGCAGCGAGGCUCCACCGUGUUCGUGGACAAGAACCUGAUGGAGCCGUCCCAGUCCGAGACCGGCUUCAUAGGAGGAGGAGGAGGAGGAGGAGGAGGAGGCGCUGGUCAGUUCGAGCUGCACAGUCCACGGCCCGUCCACCACCACAGCCUGUCCAACCUGGACAGCACCAGCAGCAGCCAGAGGAGAGGAGAGCUGGACGAGGUCCACCUGGAGGAGAGGAGCCUGGAGGCGGACGGGACCUCCUCCUCCUGCUCCUCCUUCUCUCUCCGGUUCCCCAGGAGAGCCGGAGGGAGGCUGAAGACAGAGGAAGGGAAGGAGGCUGAGGGAACGACGAGCAGGUUGAAACCUCCUCCUCCUGCUUCCUGCGCCUCCAUCUCCUGGGCGUCCUCAGACCAGUGCUCCCACCACGGCCUCCUCCCCUCCCCUGUGGCGCUCCGCCACUCGUCUCUGUCCCAACACAAAGUGGCUCAGAGGAGGGAGAGGCGCUUCACCUUCGUGCUGGCGGUGGUGAUGGGAGUCUUCGUCCUCUGCUGGUUCCCGUUCUUCUUCACCUACAGUCUUCAGGCUGUGUGCAGAGACACGUGUUCGAUUCCCGACUCGCUCUUCAACCUCUUCUUCUGGAUCGGAUACUGCAACAGCUGCCUGAACCCCCUCAUCUACACCGUCUUCAACCGAGACUUCAGGAGGGCCUUCCAGAAGAUCCUGCUCCACACCCACAGACCCACAUAA
This is a messenger RNA of Pleuronectes platessa (European plaice), 1410 nucleotides long. Its product is annotated as alpha-2Db adrenergic receptor-like. The record is from RefSeq and is a predicted model, not a curated record. The transcript has 3 exons. Gene Ontology annotation, molecular function: adrenergic receptor activity. Gene Ontology annotation, biological process: adenylate cyclase-activating adrenergic receptor signaling pathway. NCBI's taxonomy places the organism in Eukaryota, Metazoa, Chordata, Actinopteri, Pleuronectiformes, Pleuronectidae. Gene Ontology annotation, cellular component: membrane. Bases 1 to 1410 code for a protein of 469 amino acids.